UAUAUGUAAUAUAAUAUACAUAUUGUAUAGUUAAGGUCUAAAGGUGCAGAAGGUCACAUAAAUAUUUUGUUUGUUUAGGUAAUGUUCUUUAGAACUUAAGAUAAGUGGAUGUAUAAUAAUAUUAUCUAAAACCCAGUCAUUAUAUUAUUCGGUUUAUGUUUAUAGACGAUAAAAAAAUAUAUAAUCAUUUAUUAUUAUUUUGUAUGUACGAAAAGUCAUAUGCGAUUGGUUAUCAUUGGCAUACUAGAAUAAGCCCCCUUCCCCGCGACGCCGAGGAAUCUCGAGUCUUCCGCCGCCGUUAUCUCCGUAAUAAAGAGUUCGCUUUCAUUACUAUAAUAUCAUAUUAUUGUUCUAUGGCAAUACAGUCGGCUCACAAUCAGUUUUAAGUGUUGUCAGUUGUCACAGUAAAUGCACGUCCCACGGUCGUACAGCUGAGCGGUGAUCUCUGCGCCGUCUGCCAUAACAGACACUGUCGCCAUACCUAACUAUUUUCAAUAACUUAAAAAUAAUUCAUGGUAUUUGAGUUAUAGCAUGAUAUCAUACUAAGCAUCCGAUGUCGGUGAUUGUGGCUGUCGGUGUGCACCGAUGACGACGUUGGCGAUAACAGUAAUAAUAACAAAUAUUCCGUCUCGUUUUCGAUAACUUGGCCGUUCUCGAACAGCGCCCGUUUCAGUAUCCGUCCUCGUCUCGUCCGCAGCGGUUUUAGACGAUACGGCGCCCGAUGUAUUCGCAUCACAGAAGUAAAGACUCCCAAAGGUCGUCAAAGUUUACCACUCACGCUGCGGUCCAAUUGCAAAGGCGGCACAAUAAAUCGACGUACAGCCACCAUGUUGGGGGUCAGCUGCUCGAAGAUCUGGGCCACAUAGAAUCCGACCAACUCAAACGUCUCGUCCACGAAACAUUUCCCAGGUGCAACGUCGAUCUGAUACAUGUUGUCAAUGCCCCGCAGAUGUAUGGUAUGUACUUGCUGCGCAAGGAAGAAAUGAGGUAUGGUGACAAGGAACUUAUUCUAUAUCACGUGACCACCAAGUCCAGGGCUUUGGAGUCGUUGAAAAACGGACUUGACUGGCGGCGCACCAGGCGCUCCAAGUUUGGGCGCGGUGUGUCGUUUAGCGACGACGCCGACUAUGCCAACUAUUAUGCCGACCAUUCCCCCAAAGAAGAAAAUCGGGUGAUCAUCGUCUGUGCCGUGUUGGUGAACAAAACGCAGCGGGUGUCCGGCAAUCAGAAUUUGAUCGUACCGACAGGUGGUGCCGACACGACCCUGAGCUCUAACGGCCGCGUGUACGUUAAAUACAACGACUACGACUUCUAUCCUCUGUACCUUAUGUACUACCGACGGACACCGGUGUCACCGGCGAUUUGUACCCCCGAGAAUUUUUACCGGGGGGGUAAAAAUCGCCUGAGGUAAAAAUCGCCUGGCGUAACAGGCGAUUUUUACCCACCUUCAAAAUUUUACCGGAGGGGGUAAAAAUCGCCUGAGGUAAAAAUCGCCUGGCGUAACAGGCGAUUUUUACCCACCCUCGAAAUUUUACCGGAGGGGGUAAAAAUCGCCCGAGGUAAAAAUCGCCUGGCGUAACAGGCGAUUUUUACCCCACCUACAAAUUUUUACCGGGAGGCUAAAACUCGCCUACAAAUUUUUCUAAGAUACAAGAGUUUAUAGUGAUAAUUUAAUAUUUUGAUUAACAAAUAUAUCUGAUAAAACGCGA
This is a messenger RNA of Acyrthosiphon pisum (pea aphid), 1709 nucleotides long. RefSeq lists its product as uncharacterized. Lineage: Eukaryota; Metazoa; Arthropoda; Insecta; Hemiptera; Aphididae. Bases 722 to 1411 code for a protein of 229 amino acids. The record is from RefSeq and is a predicted model, not a curated record. Gene Ontology annotation, cellular component: nucleus. Gene Ontology annotation, molecular function: NAD+ poly-ADP-ribosyltransferase activity. The transcript has 4 exons.